AUGGGGUCUUGGCGCUCUGAGAGGCGCAGAGCGCUAGAGCCGGAUGGACAAGCACUUUCCUCAGGUGCUCUGGCUGGCGCACCGUGCCAGGGCAUGAAGGACAGAUCCCACAUCGGUUUCGCCCACUAUUUCAACAUAAAAGUUUCCUAUAUAAUCCCUUCUCUCUUAAGUGUUCAGGGGAAGUUUUGGGUCUUGAGAGUAGUACCGUAUAUAAGGUUUGGGAAUUCUCAGUUCAAAUACUUUAAAGUUUUGGUGGUUGUUCGAGUGAAAGAAGUGGAGUCAUCUUCUCAACCCGUUGUUUCAGUUUACUGCCCAGAACCAGACCAAUCAAAAAGGGAAAGCUCAAGUGCUGGGUUGAAUGGUCAUUUUUUCAAGAUAAAAAGAAAAGGCGGUGGCACUUUGCGCACCCACUUGAAAGAUAGUACUCAACUAAAUGACAUAUGAAGAAAGUGCAAAAUAUGCAUCGACGGAUGAAGAAGAGGCGUGCAAGAGAGGAAUUUUCCACCAUCCUAUAGAAUGCACAACUCGAAUGCUUGGCAUUACAAAGCAUUCCUCGGCGUAUCUCGACAAACUUUGGCUCAGAGAAUUGAAUGCAUAUCUGAGAUGGUACAAAAAUAAAUAACAUAGGGAAUUAGUUGUGCAGAGAUUUGUAAUGAAGGUUUUAUUUCUACCAAGUGUUUGGUUCAUUAUUUCUCAUCUUAUCAUAUGUUUUGAUUAAAACUCUAGAUAAGGCUUCUUUCCAUUAUACCCUUGAAUUAUUAGGUAACUAGUGAGCUUACCGCGCUUCGCGCGAUCAUAAAUAUUUGGCUUUAUAUGUUAAAACUUAAUUUAAAUAGUAA
Messenger RNA from Solanum lycopersicum (tomato), 839 nucleotides. NCBI's taxonomy places the organism in Eukaryota, Viridiplantae, Streptophyta, Magnoliopsida, Solanales, Solanaceae. The record is from RefSeq and is a predicted model, not a curated record.